GCAGUCCCUGCGAGACGUCGAAUCCGCAACACGCGUUCACCGAACACCAUCACUACUCAGUGCUAUCUAGUACGGCCGACCGCGCGCCCGCCCAGUCAGUCCCGCGUUCCCUCGCAACACCAAUGCAUACAUACCGCGCGCGAGUCAAAUUAAAGUGACCGAACAAAUGGGAUAAAAAGCCAACAAACUAUUUCAAACGGUGAUCUUAAGCAAAGACAUUACUGAUUUUCGUGUGAUACUAGUUAAUAAGUUAGUUACGUUAAUUAGAUUUAAGUAGUGUUUACUUUGUGAGUGUACAUGUGUUGCAAAAUGGAAGAGCACGGAGAGACCAAGGACCGGCUGCAAAGGGCGCCGUUCGAGACCGCCCUGCACCACGCCGGCUAUGGCCUGUUCCAAUGGCUGCUGCUCAUGUCGUGCGGCGCAGUGUAUGCUGUUUGCGCGAUCAGCACCACCACCCUCAGCUUUGUGCUGCCGGCCGCGGAGUCGGACUUCAACCUCACCUCCAGCGACAAGGGGCGGCUCACAGCUACACCGCUUAUUGGCAUGUGCGUGGGCUCGUACUUCUGGGGCAACCUGGCGGACGGGCGCGGGCGCAAGAAGGCCAUCAUCGGCGCGCUGCUGCUCGACGCCACGGCUGCCUUCGUCUCCAGCGUGGUGCAGUCCUUCCCCGCCUUCCUGGCUUGCAGGUUUUUCUCGGGUUUCGGCAUCAUCGGCGCCACGGGGCUCAUCUUCCCUUACUUCGGGGACUUCCUCUCGCUGCGGCACCGUGACGUCAUGCUGUGCCGGCUGGAAGUAUUCUGGACAAUCGGCACUAUUUUGUUGCCAGGUAUUGCCUACGGCAUCAUCCGAGGCGAUACAUUCAACCUGACGGCGGAAGACGCGUCUUUCACCUACAACUCUUGGAGAGUGUUCGUGGCUGCUUGCGGAAUUCCCUCCCUCUUGGUGGUGUUAUUGCUGAUGCCUUUCCCAGAGAGCCCGAGGUUCCUCCUCCACGUGAACAAGGGAGAAAAAGCGCUUCAAGUGCUGAAGAGGAUCUUCGUGGUUAACACGAAGUUGAGUGAGAAGGAUUUCCCUGUGGAGUCCAUGAUCAGCUCAGAAGACGGCGAAGAAGAGGAGAUAGUCUCAGGCGAUAGAGACAGGAACGGCAAUGAAACUAAGACGCCCUUGACUUGGAACCAGCGCUGGGAAGCGUUCUGGGUCCGCAAGAAGAUGCUGGUGACGCCGCCUUAUAUCGGCCUUCUAGUGCUCUGCUGCUUCGUAGACUUUGGACUUAUGUUCAGUUACUACACACUUAUGAUGUGGUUCCCGGACCUCUUCGAGCGGUUCAGCCAGUUCACGUCGCUAUACCCGGGCGUGUCGGCCGGCGUGUGCGAGGUCUCGCUGCGCGUCGCCAACGAGACCAGCCCCGCCACCAUCGUCGAGAACGUCAUCGCGGUGAGUGUGACGUCACACGCCAUGUGUCCCGGACUGUACCUCUAG
This is a messenger RNA of Ostrinia furnacalis (Asian corn borer), 1479 nucleotides long. RefSeq names its product synaptic vesicle glycoprotein 2A. Gene Ontology annotation, molecular function: transmembrane transporter activity. Lineage: Eukaryota; Metazoa; Arthropoda; Insecta; Lepidoptera; Crambidae. Gene Ontology annotation, cellular component: membrane. Gene Ontology annotation, biological process: transmembrane transport. The record is from RefSeq and is a predicted model, not a curated record. The transcript has 8 exons. Bases 298 to 1479 code for a protein of 393 amino acids.